Molecule: messenger RNA, 1467 nt
Organism: Striga hermonthica
Lineage: Eukaryota; Viridiplantae; Streptophyta; Magnoliopsida; Lamiales; Orobanchaceae
Source: the annotation of a GenBank genome assembly
AUGGAGUUGGCCUUGCUUAUCCUUGUGCCCAUCAUCUUUCUCUUCCUCAAGCAUUUCUUAUUCAAGGCCCAUCGUCUACCACCCGGCCCGAACCCGUUUUACGUCUUAACCUUCCUUUCCGAACUAAUAUACAAACCUCAUAGAGCACUCCGAAAGCUUUCGCAAAUGUACGGUCCUCUAAUGUCCUUCCGUCUAGGUGACCAACUCUUGGUGGUUGCAUCGUCACCCGAGACUGCAAGAGAAUUUUGUCGAACGCACGACCGUAUGUUAUCCGGAAGGCACUUGCCGACGGUGUACAUUAACCUUCCCGGGACCAUGCAUUCGUCCAUCGCGUUGGCUCCCGAAUGUAGCAAGUCGUGGAAGCUCCUGCGUUCGAUCGGACAGAAUUGCGUGUUUUCAUCCAAGGCAAUGGAGAUGAGUGUCUGGAUACGGAAGGCGAAGGUCAAUGACUUGGUCAAGCAUUUAAAAUCUAGGGAAGGACAAGUGGCCGACCUAGAGGACCUGAUUUUCGUGACGUUGUCUAAUAUUAUCUCAGCUUCUCUGACGUCGAAAGACCUAUUCAACAUCGAAGGACAGGGGAAGGAUGAUUACAAGGUGAUGUUGCGUUGGGUGAAUGAGGUGAUCGAGAAGACGAUGACACUUGGUGUGGUCGAUUUCUUGCCGAUUUUGAAAUCAGUUGACUUUUGGAGUAAGAGAAAGGCGAUGGAUAUGUACCGUGAAAUUAAACGAACAUGGGGUGGUAUCAUUGACGAAAGAAAAUCGAUGCGGGGUGAGAAUGUGGUUCAAGUGACCGAGGAUUUCUUGGAUAUUGCCUUGAGCGAUAGUACAUUUUCAGAAGAUCAAAUUGGUAACGCAUUGAUGGAAUUACUGAUCGCUGCCACGGACUCCACCACCAUAACGACGGUGUGGUUGAUUGUAGAAUUAAUGAGAAAUCAAGAUAUGUUGUCCAAAGUUCGUCACGAACUAGAAAAUAUUGUCAAUGGGGGCGAACUGAACGAGGUCCUUCUAUCCGAAUGCCAUUAUUUCCAAGCGUGUAUAAAAGAAACAUUGAGGCUCCAUGUUCCGGCCCCAAUGUUGGUGCCUCAUCGUGCCCUAGAGACGUGCAAGGUUAAUGAGUACAUUAUCCCUAAAGAUAGCAUGGUGCUAGUCAAUGCUUGGGCAAUUGCUCGCGACCCGAACUAUUGGGAAGAUGCAACUAACUUCAAUCCCGAAAGGUUUUUGGACUCGAAAGUUGGUUAUAUGGGCACACAUUUCGAGUAUUUGCCGUUCGGGACCGGUCUAAGGAUGUGCCCCGGUUCGAAUGUGGCUUUCAAAAAUAUUCAAAUGCUUGCGGGAACUUUGUUGCAUUAUUUUGAAUGGAGUCUUCCCAACGGUGGGGAUGCGACUACCAUUGAUAUGGGCGAGAAGUACUUGACAACUCUUAAGAAGGCUAAACCAUUGCUUUUGAUUCCUAAGUUGAGGAACUAA